Neoarthrinium moseri is the source of this 1218-nucleotide messenger RNA. RefSeq lists its product as uncharacterized. NCBI's taxonomy places the organism in Eukaryota, Fungi, Ascomycota, Sordariomycetes, Amphisphaeriales, Apiosporaceae. The record is from RefSeq and is a predicted model, not a curated record. Bases 1 to 1218 code for a protein of 405 amino acids. The transcript has a single exon.
AUGGGACGAACGGAACCUUCACAGGGCCUUGCGCCGCCUAGUUUCCGUCGUGAUGCUAGGGCAAAGAAGGCAAAGGCUACCAUCAAUAAAGUCAUACCUGGCCUCUUAUCUGCUCAUCCCCGAGCCAAGCGGGGUGCAGAGGCGUCCGAGCUGAUGCUUGAGCCCCCGGCUCGCAAGAAGGACAAGGAGACUGUUGCGGACAAGGAGGCCUUUACAGCAACACAAAUGCAACAUGGGCCGCGCAUAACUCUUCGAGUAGCGGAUACCUUGACCGCGGCACGAUCUCUCCUUCAGAAAGAGACAACCGGGAAACUCGAUCUGAGCAAUAAGAAUGCCAAGGUUGCAAUCUUGAAUAUGGCAUCGCCACUGUCCCCGGGUGGCGGCUUUGUCAACGGGGCCAGCAGUCAGGAGGAAUCACUAUGUAUGAGGACUACUUUACUUUCAUCACUGAAAGAUGAGUUCUAUCGUUUACCUGAGCUCGGCGCUAUCUAUACGCCAGAUGUCUUGGUAUUCAGGGACGAGGAAGGCGCGGACCUGGAGAAAAGGGACCGUUGGUUCGUCGACUGCGUCAGUGCUGCGAUGCUACGUAUGCCGGAGACAGAAGUAGACGAGGACUCUGGCCGCGGACGGUAUGCCAGUGACAAGGACAGAGAUCUCAUUCUGCAAAAGAUGAGAACGGUCAUGCGUAUCUUCCAGGCCAAGGGAGCUAAGAGCGUUGUUCUCGGCGCCUGGGGAUGCGGCGCGUACGGAAACCCUGUUGGUGAAGUCGCGGCUGCUUGGAGAAAGGUUCUCCUUGGCGGCAGAAACAAAGGCAAGGGAAACAAGGAGAAUUGGAACGGCAUCCAAGAAGUCGUGUUCGCGAUCAAGGACGCUAGCUUAGCCGAUGGCUUCGAAGGGGCUUUUGGUUCGGGAUUGACACGGCAAGAGAGCCAGGAUGACUUGGAAGAGGAUCAUGGAAACGACGAUCUAGAAGCCCAGCGAAUGAAGGAACUUCAGGACAAGAUCCAAGAGCUGGAACUGCGAGCCGAGCAAGCCAGAACCCCUCAGCUGAAAUCUGGACUCGACGUAGUGCUUACCGGACUGAGAAGAGAGCUCGGGGAGCAAAGAGCAAGCUCCGAACAGGGCCCCAUCAGUCUCGCAGGCGACGAGGAAGGCCUUGACAGCUCAGAUAAUCAGUCUGAAGAGUCUGAUGACGAAGAUGACAGCGAUCCAGCUUGA